Molecule: messenger RNA, 1377 nt
Organism: Osmerus eperlanus (European smelt)
Lineage: Eukaryota; Metazoa; Chordata; Actinopteri; Osmeriformes; Osmeridae
Product: endophilin-A1-like
Exons: 9
Coding region: 128-1183 (351 amino acids)
Biological process (GO): synaptic vesicle uncoating
Cellular component (GO): cytoplasm; glutamatergic synapse; presynapse
Molecular function (GO): protein binding
Source: RefSeq, a predicted model, not a curated record
UCCGACUCCAGCGUUCAUCACAACAGCAGCCAGACUGCCGUUAUUAAACUGUCACUUACGACAUUUUCAAUUGAAAGGAAACGGAGACGAGGAUUACUAGAGUGUGCGGUUGGGUCCAACCGGAGCGAUGUCUGUCGCGGGGCUGAAAAAGCAGUUUCACAAAGCUACACAGAAAGUCAGUGAGAAGGUGGGAGGAGCAGAAGGAACCAAACUCGAUGAUGACUUCAAGGAAAUGGAGAAGAAGGUGGACACCACCAGCAGGGCAGUGUUGGACAUCAUGACCAAGACCACAGAAUACCUGCAGCCUAACCCAGCCUCCAGGGCCAGGCUGAGCAUGAUCAGCACCAUGUCUAAGAUGCGGGGGCAGGAGAAGGGCCCGGGGUACCCCCAGGCUGAGAGCCUGCUGGGGGAGGCCAUGCAGCGCUACGGACGAGAGCUGGGGGACGAGGCCUGCUUCGGCAUGGCCCUGCUGGACGUGGGGGAGUCCAUGAGGGAGCUGGGGGAGGUGAAGGACGCUCUGGAUAUGGAGGUGAAGCAGAACUUCAUCGACCCGCUCCAGAACCUCCAUGACAAGGACCUCAAGGAGAUCCAGCACCACUUGAAAAAGAUGGAGGGUCGUCGUCUGGACUUUGACUACAAGAGGAAGCGUCAGGGCAAGGUGCUGGACGAGGAGAUCAAGCAGGCGCUGGAGAAGUUUGACGAGUCCAAGGAGAUCGCUGAGCAGGGCAUGUUCAACCUGCUGGAGAGCGACAUUGAGCAGGUGAGCCAGUUAGCAGCUCUGGUCCAGGCUCAGGUGGAGUACCACAGGCAGGCUGCUCAGAUCAUGCAGCAGCUCUCCAGCAAGAUGGACGACAGGAUCAAGGAGGCGUCCAGCAGACCCAGGAAGGAGUUCACUCCUAAACCCCGCAUGGUGCUGGAGCUGCUGCCUCCGACUGACAGCCUCAACGGGGGGCUGCACUCCGCCAAGUCCCCCGGACGCUCCCCAGCCCCCCUAGACCAGCCCUGCUGUAGAGCCCUCUAUGACUUUGAGCCGGAGAACGAGGGAGAGCUGGGCUUCAAAGAGGGUAACAUCAUCACCCUGACCAAUCAGAUCGACGACAACUGGUACGAGGGCAUGCUGCACGGCCAAUCAGGUUUCUUCCCCAUGAACUACGUGGACAUCCUGGUUCCACUUCCUCAUUAGGCCCUGCCUCCUCUGCCAUGGGGGCCACGCCCCCCUACCUGGUCUAGCCACACCCCCUUCUCUGUGUAAAAAUGCUUUUCACAAACGAAAGACUGCAGGAACCCCACUGGUGAGAGAGAGAGAGAGAGAGAGAGAGAGAGAGAGAGAGAGAGAGAGAGAGAGAGAGAGAGAGAGAGAGAGAGAGAGAGAGAGAG